AUGUCAUCCCAACAAAAAUAUUCAUCAUAUGUCUUUUCAUUCCUUAUUAGCUUUAGUAUAUUACCAUCAGAUGUUGACGAUGAUCUCAUUAAGAAUUACCAAUAUAGAACAAUAGUGAAUAAUACAGCAAAAGCAAUUAGAGUUUAUGAAACGUUCAAUAAAAUCAGAGGAAGAGGAAGAAUUAUAAGAAUAAAAAAUUUUGGAUGGACAAUUAUUACCAGGAUGAAUAAAGAGGAAAGACAAUAUGUAAUAGAUAGAGUAAAAGCAAUAGAAAGAGGAAAUGAUGAGAAAGAAGAACAAUUAAAAAUUAAAAUGAAUACACUAAGAUUGCGAAAAGAAAGGAGAUUAUUAUUAGAAAAUGCAAAAGUAUAUCAAAAAUAUCCAAACAGAACAAGGAGGAAAAAGAAUUAUAACCCAAAUACACAAACAAUGGAAAAUAUUAAUGAGAAGGAAAUUAAAAUAAUGGAAUUAUAUACACCAAAAAUAAUGUAUGAAUAUAAGGAAAUGACAGAAGAAAAAGAAAAACAACAAGGAAUAGAAAAUACAAGAGAAUAUAGAAAUUGUAAAAUAGAAAUUGGAAAAAAUAGAUUUAAUAAUGAACUAAAACAACAGAAUGAUGAGAGGAUAAUUACGAUAUCUAUAGAGGAAUUAACAAAUGUUGGGAGAUUAUUACAGAAUAAUCAAAAUAAAUCAAAGAAAUAUUCAAAAUUAAGAGGAAAAUGGUUAGAAAAUAUCUAG
This is a messenger RNA of Rhizophagus irregularis DAOM 181602=DAOM 197198, 738 nucleotides long. RefSeq lists its product as uncharacterized. The record is from RefSeq and is a predicted model, not a curated record. Lineage: Eukaryota; Fungi; Glomeromycota; Glomeromycetes; Glomerales; Glomeraceae.